Messenger RNA from Pelodiscus sinensis (Chinese soft-shelled turtle), 465 nucleotides. The record is from RefSeq and is a predicted model, not a curated record. NCBI's taxonomy places the organism in Eukaryota, Metazoa, Chordata, Testudines, Trionychidae.
GUGUUUGGGGGGGGUGCCGGGAUCUGUCCCACCCAGGCUGCAUGGCAGAUCCCUGGGAGCAGUGAUCAAGGCCCGGUGACCCCCAUUUCUCGCAACACGCCCAGCCCGGUGGACCCCGAGGCAGUGGAGGUGCUGAUGAACUUUGACCCUGACCCUGCGGACCUGGCACUAUCCAGCGUCCCGGGCCACGAGACCUUCGACCCCCGGAAGCACCGGUUUUCCGACGAGGAGCUCAAGCCGCAGCCAAUCAUGAAGAAGGCACGGAAAAUCCAAGUGCCGGAUGAGCAAAAGGACGAGAAGUACUGGAACCGGCGCUACAAGAACAACGAGGCGGCCAAGCGGUCGCGGGACGCCCGGCGCCUCAAGGAGAACCAGAUCACGGUGCGGGCCGCCUUCCUGGAGAAGGAGAACGCCGUCCUGCGGCAAGAGGUGGCCAGCAUCCGCCAGGAGCUCUCCCGCUACCGA